GCUACAUGACUUUGCCCCUAUUUCUUCCUGACUUGAGCCUGGUGCUGCACAUGAUUGAUUCAGCCGCGCAAUUGGCGACCUCAUGGUCGGGUCAAUUCUGCUUUGUCGUCUGAGUGGUUCUCGUUUUUGGGUCGACCUGUUUACUCGCUUUACUGCUUCGUUAUUGCUUCAAGCUUAUCUAUUCCUACCCUGGUGUUGGCAAAAUGCGGAAGCUACCGCGUUGCAUCUCCAGCCUUUGCCCGUCGGCAGGUUUGAAACUGCCUGCAAGGAUGAUCGCCGUCGUUUGACGGCUUCUUCUUUGCGUCGCGAGCUGCUAGGAACAAGAAGCCCAGGUACUACAGGCGAGGACCAGUUUUCAGGUGAGGCUGCAUCCUUGUGGUCGUUCAUCGUCAGACUGGACCGCAAUUUCGCAUCCGCAACCCGGGCCUACCGACCAUUAGGACGCCCUGUGUUUAACAAGGAGUCCCUCACGUUUACACCUGGCGUUCUUCCUCCCUGUAGUCACCAUCGGGCGUUAAGCGAUUCUGCAAAACUCGGAUUCGGCUCAACGGGGGAGCUGCAGGUGGAUGGAGAGGACGAGAGCCAGAGUUCCGGCGCGAAUGUCGCGCCGGGAGAUCGUGGAGGACUUCUGCGCCGGUAUUUAUGGAUUCAUGAAGAUGAGCAUGUUGCCGAAGAAGACGGCGCUUCGGCUACGGAGGAAAGCAAGAAUCAGCCACAUAAAGAACAUGCUGCGCUGCAGAUCGCUGACGGUGCGGAAGUUUUUAUUCGCUCCAUCACCCAGGCUGAGUUUUUACAAGAGGCAGACCAAAAAGCGGUACAGGAUGUUGACGGGGCCGCUGAGGAACGUGACGAAAAGAACAGAUGGUCCAUUCGCACAGUGCGAUUUGACUGCGUUGUGGUGCAAGUCAAAGCCCGCCCCGGUGGUGAAACACAAGAGGACCGCCCAAGGUCCAUCCCGAUCAUUCUGCAGCUGGCCUCUGCGCUGGCAGACCGCGUCAUAGUUGUUUUGAACCAAGCUGCAGAUAAGACUCGGCCCACAACUGUUGCAGAUGAAGCUUCUGAACCAGCUGCAACAGAUCCACGACCCUCUGCAACAACUCAUCUCAACAUCAAGCGCCGCAACACAGCUUGGAUACGAAAUGAAGUGCUGAAGCUGAAUCCGUCGAACGCCACAGCGUGCACACUGGAUGAACAACAGAAUGAGGGACAGCUUUCUGGUGUUACGUUCUUUGCCAUGUCUCACGUGUCGGCGCUAUCGCAGUGGGAGCGCACCACGGGCUGUCGCGCAGCGCCCUUCCGCCUGCCGAAGCUAGGUACCGCCCACGCCGUUGUGCCAGACGGGUGCGAGGCUAUCGCUUCAAAAGCUGUUGCUGCCACACAACAAGAUCAUCUUGGAGAUGAUGAAACCGCUCCACCUCUCGUGACUGCGGAAGUACUGAAUGCGCAGCAAACGCCCUACACUUUCAUCCCAGACCGUUACGUGUUCGCUGAUUUGCGCGACUGGAUUCUGUUGCAGCGGCUCAAGAACGCGGAGUAUCGCUACGGACAGUGCGUGGACUUGCACGUUGGUGACACUGUGGGGACGAAGGUAACGGAUGAUGACCAGAACAUGUUCGGAGGGGACCGGAUGGCGGGCCACGGGCUGAUAUGCACGUCGCAUCAUUUUGCGCCGCACUACGUCCGGCAUUUGAAACAUUUGUUCUUUUCGAAGAAAAUUGAACAAGAAGAUGAAAGUGUGGCUGCAUCUUCACAGAAUUCUCCGUCCUCCUGGUUUACGGUUUUGGAGAUAGGAAUCCUUCAGGGAACUGGGCUCGCGAUGUGGCACGAUUUCUUCCAAGGAAAAGCCAGCUUACUCGGCUUCGACAUUAACUUGCACCCGUUUUUAAGGAACCUGGAAACGCUGUGGCUGCGCGACGGCGCCUUCUCGAUGCGAUCGGCGCGAUCGGACGACAGAGGCCUCGUCGGGGGUCGUGCUACCCCGUGGAUUCUUACAGGGACCUCGAUCGAACCCGGUGGUAGAGACAUUUUUAAUCUCACUCUCGUUCCCCGGAGGUCGCGGGACAGCGUGCUUCUGCGCCAGUGCGACAAAGCCGAGGGCAGCACUUUGGGUCUCUACGAGAACAUCGACAAGGUCUUCCGACCAAGGGUACUGCAACAGAAGAUGAGACAACGUGUUAAAAACACCAGCAGCUCAGCUGGCGCUCCUAAUGGAGAAACCGAAACGGAAAGCGUAAGCGACUUGUACUUGAGUGCGAGUAUCGAGUCGGUGGAUGGCAAGGAACUGUUCGCGCCGCCCGGCUGGCCCAUCCCGGAGGUUCUAGACGUGCACUUGCACCAGCGUGACCACGUUGCCCAAAACGUGGAAUUUGUGGAUAGUACCUGGAGGAAGCCGCCACGUAGCAGACUGUACCCAGCACCCGAUCUACUACUUCCGGAAGAUAGUUCUAGUAGCCACGUUGGUGAUGAGAAUGAACCUGCGCCCGUUGCAGUGCACUUUCUGCACCAAGAGCUUGCGUCCUCGACAAUCUUGGAUUUGAUCUUGAGCCCGCGUCCCGAAUACGACUUCAAGAUUCCCAUAGAGGUGGAAGACAGACUCCGGCACGGUGUCGCCCACUAUCAGAAUGCUCUAGCAAAAGAAAAGAAGGAGACCACCGAUGAGAAGCCGACAUCCUUGGACAGAGAGAAGCUUUCGAACCUUAUUCUUCCGCUGCGCGCCGCCCUCGCGGACCAGGUACAUGAAGAUCUGCGCAGGAAUAUUGUCCCGGAUCAACAUCCACAAGCGCAAGAAGCCUCGGAAGUCUUGGUACAGUCCGCAAAAACGCGCACCGAUCGCAACAUCAAGGUUGUGAUCGAUGAUGCAUCGCACCUUGAUUACCUGGUCUGGCGGAGUUUCGUGAUGGUGGAAUAUUACCUACGAGGCGACGACUGGGUGUACGUGGUGGAAGACUGCUUAUGCACGAAUUUUCUCACGUCAUUACGAAAGCAGUAUCCUCACCUCUGGAUCUAUCCCACGAAAAAAGUGUUACAGUUACACAUUUGUUGUCAACCCAGCAACACAAAUUUCUCUGCCUGAGAGAGAAAACUUGCAUUGCAGAAAUCCUACGGGAAAACACGUAUGAAAUAAGGUUUGAAAGCAUUUCGUGCAUGACAGAGGUUGCCUCUCAUGCGUGUUCUGCAACACAAUGUGUAACUGUAACACUUUUUUCUUGCGAUAGGAUCUACCAGUACACAGAUGGCGCUCGAUCCGCGAUUCUUUUCAUUCGCCCCUCACAGGCGGAGUGAAGAACCAACUGCGAAGAUGUUGGUGGAAAUUCUUCUUCCAUGAUCUGCUAGCUACACUACACGCGAAAAAUCACCACGAAAAGCUCCCUCACUGCGAUUGAAACGUA
Amoebophrya sp. A120 is the source of this 3389-nucleotide messenger RNA. NCBI's taxonomy places the organism in Eukaryota, Dinophyceae, Syndiniales, Amoebophryaceae. The record is from the annotation of a GenBank genome assembly.